This is a messenger RNA of Clonostachys rhizophaga, 489 nucleotides long. The record is from the annotation of a GenBank genome assembly. NCBI's taxonomy places the organism in Eukaryota, Fungi, Ascomycota, Sordariomycetes, Hypocreales, Bionectriaceae.
AUGGCUUUGGGAUCCCUUGUCAACCUGAUCUUGCGUCUGGCGCAGAUUGCCUUUGCCGCCAUCGUUGCCGGUGUCAACGGGCAGAUCCUCCACGAAUCCCGUGGCGCCUCCUCUUGGGCGCUGGGCCGGUUCAUUUACACGGAGACCAUUGCCGGUCUAUCGCUGUUCAUACCCGUGAUAUGGGUCUUCCUUGCCGGUGGACACUUCAGCUGGGUCCUCGACAUUAUCAUCAGCCUGUGCUGGUGGGCAGCUUUCGGUCUCCUCGUUGACAAUCUCAAUGGAAGUGCUUGUGGCUCCGCGUUCAACUGGAGCAACGUCCGCCUGUACGGCGACGACCCAUGCGGCAAGUUCAAGGCUGUCGUCGCCUUCGCGUUCUUGUCGGCCAUUGUCUGGCUCGCCUCUGCCGUCUUCGACCUCUUCUGGGCCCGUCGCCACCGCACAACUGAGCCUGUUACCCACCACCGCCGUUGGCACCGCAGUUACGUCUAA